AUGAAGUGAAAACUUGGUCCAACAGGAUAACUGACAAAGCAGGAUAUUGAACAACAAUUUGACCACUGUUUCUGAAGAUGUUACAAAAGUAGACCAAAGUACAACUUCCAUGGCAAAAGAUGUCGGUCUCAAGAUUACAACUGUAAAAACAGAUAUACGACGUAUUUCAGGUUUAGUAACUGAUGUAACAUCAUUGACAGAUUCUGUUCAAGAACUAGAAAAUAAAAUAGAAGAAGUAGAAAAAAAUACAGUAAAAAACAUAGGUGAUCUUCUUUCAAGUAGCAUUGACCGAACAGCAAUGCUCCGAAAGACAGCAUCUGACAAUUCACAAAGAAUUAACUCUGUUAAGAAGAUACUUUCUGAGCUACAGAGUGAUUUCAGCAAGCACACAGAUAGAUUUUUAAGCUUAGAAAGUGACAGAGCUAAAGUUCUGAAGACAGUGACUUUUGCAAAUGAUCUAAAACCAAAGGUGUAUAAUCUAAAGAAGGACUUUUCCCACUUGGAACCCUUGGUAAAUGAUUUAACAGUACGCAUUGGGAGAUUGGUUACUGACUUACUACAAAGAGAGAAAGAAAUUGCUUUCUUAAAAGAGAAAAUAUCUAAUUUAACAAUAGUCCGAGCUGAGAUUAAGGAUAUGAAAGAUGAAAUAAAACACAUUUCAGAUAUGGAUUAGCUUGAAAUUAUUUAGAUUAGACUGAAGAAACUUUUUAAUAUGACCUCUGUCAUGUUAUAAAGACUGACAAGUCAGAAAUAAUGAAAUUUUGGAGUAAAUACUAUUUUGUAUUUGAUUCUAUUUUGUACAGUAAAAAUAAAAGUUUUUGAAGGACUGAGCACUGGAUUUUCCAAAAUAAAUAUGCUCAAAUGUA
Balaenoptera musculus (blue whale) is the source of this 866-nucleotide messenger RNA. Its product is annotated as inhibitor of nuclear factor kappa-B kinase-interacting protein. Lineage: Eukaryota; Metazoa; Chordata; Mammalia; Artiodactyla; Balaenopteridae. Bases 110 to 673 code for a protein of 187 amino acids. The record is from RefSeq and is a predicted model, not a curated record. The transcript has a single exon.